Molecule: messenger RNA, 585 nt
Organism: Helianthus annuus (common sunflower)
Lineage: Eukaryota; Viridiplantae; Streptophyta; Magnoliopsida; Asterales; Asteraceae
Product: probable BOI-related E3 ubiquitin-protein ligase 2
Exons: 3
Coding region: 1-585 (194 amino acids)
Molecular function (GO): ubiquitin-protein transferase activity
Source: RefSeq, a predicted model, not a curated record
AUGGCAAUGCUUCCUCCUGGCAGUCCUGGUAUGGGUCAACAAAUGUUUUACAGUCAAGCUCAGCCUACGUUCAUUCCUCCCCAACCUGGUUUCGGAUACGGUUCUGUGUUUUUUGCAUCCAUUGUUACGUUUUCUUUGUUUUUCUCACAUGUUGAAGAUAAAUUCAUUGAAAGGCUUCGUGAGAAAGAAGCCAUGGUGGAAAACAUCAACAAGAAGAACAUGGAACUCGAAAUGCAGGUCGAAGAAUUAGCCAUGAAAGCCGUCACGUGGCAGCAACGGGCGAAAUACAACGAGAAUAUGAUCAACACCCCGAAAUAUAAUCUUCAACAAGUGUACGCGCAGGGGAAAGAUAGUAAAGAAGGAUGUGGUGACAGUGAGGUUGACGACACGGCUUCAUGGUGCAAUGGUCGGGCCCACUUGCUUUGCAAGGGUACUAAUGGCGCAAUGACGUGUAUGGUGUGUCGGGUGAAUGAAGUGUGCAUGCUUUUGUUACCAUGUAAGCAUCUUUGUCUGUGUAAAGAAUGUGAGAGUAAGCUUGGUAUGUGCCCGUUGUGUCAGUGCUCCAAGUAUAUAGGUAUGGAAUGA